AGGAAGUGGGGCUAUAGAAUUACACUGUAUCAUAAUUAAUAUGCAGGACACUGCUUAACAGUAACACACAUAUCGUCUAGUCAUUACACGUAGGGAGGAUAGGUCAUUAUAACAUACAUGUUCGUUCACCAGAAGUUAGAAUGUCUACGACAGAGCCAACAGAGACGAGUACCAUCAAAUGUGUUGUGGUCGGGGAUGGGGGUGUCGGGAAAACCUGCAUGCUGUACAGUUACGCAUCCAACAAGUUCCCGACCUCUUACGUCCCAACAGUAUUCGACAAUUACACCGUUGACGUGUUGAUGUCCAAUCGUCGGCUACAACUAGGACUCUUUGACACAGCUGGUCAGGAUGUCUACGACAAGAUCCGGAUCUUGACAUACGCCGGAACUGACGUCAUCCUGUGCUGUUUCUCCGUGAUAAACCCCGUAUCGUACCAGAACGUCUCCGAGACAUGGAUCGAGGAACUGCGGCGGCACGCGCCUAAAUCUUGCCCAAUCGUCCUUGUGGGUACUCAGAUUGACCUCAGGGAGGACCAAGAUACCUUAGACAAUUUACAAAAGAAGAAGCUUCGGCCGCUGAGUACGGAGCAGGGCGAGUCUCUUGCCCGGCGGCUGAAGGUGCACGCCUACGAGGAAUGUUCCGCCUUGACGCAGAAGAAUCUCAAGGCCGUUUUCGACACGGCAAUAGUCGCGGCUCUAAACCCGGUGAAAAAGAAGGAUAAGACGAACAUAUUCACAAAGUGCUUCAGUCCUGAUCGAUGAUAUAAUCAUCACUCACAGAUGUAGAGUUGUUGCAGGGUUUUCAAAAAACGAUUCUCGUAAUCGGAUUUUUCAAAAGAGAAUGAUCUGGUGCAAAGCACCGCCGAGUAAAUAAAAGGAAUCUCCUAACUUUGGUAGGGCCUAUUAUCGUUACGAUACUGCCAUGAACGCUGUAAUCUAUAGGCUGUAUUCUUGUAGUGUGUAAAACUUGAGAUUUUUCGUUGGGAAAGUGUCACAAAUAAACACUUUUCUUCACUCAUUGGAUAUGAGGACACUGUACUGGUUUCUUUCAAGUUACAUCCUGGUCUAGAAGUUGGAAAUGUUCCAGGAUGUCUGGGGAACAAAGGAUUAUAUUGUGUCUUUGAAUCCCUUAGCUUCUGACGGUCAUGGCCCCAAUAUAAUCAGAACAAUAUAUGUAUGUACCACAAUCCGUCAGAACACAAUAGGGCCCGACACUAUUUCCAGAGGGACAUUUUCUGCUUCUGCAUCGGCCCUGGUUUUGACUUUGUCCUGAUGAGGCCAAUUUUGUAAGAAUGGAAACUACAUUGGAACCGCUGAGGUCUCUGUCCAUGCAAGCUAAAGCUGAUUUGUUGUUACAUGUUGUCAUCACAACGGGGCUCCAUUAUUUUUCUACACCUUUCCAUAAAUUGGACGAACUGGUGCUAGGAACUGUAUUGUUAUAUUUGUGCAAAUAUAUUUGAUAAGGUGUUUGAUAGUUUGUCCGAGAUGGGUCGCUGUUUUCGAGGAUAGAUCUCUCAAGAAUAGAUUUUCGUAGUACAA
Molecule: messenger RNA, 1538 nt
Organism: Lineus longissimus
Lineage: Eukaryota; Metazoa; Nemertea; Pilidiophora; Heteronemertea; Lineidae
Product: cdc42 homolog
Exons: 3
Coding region: 141-761 (206 amino acids)
Biological process (GO): endocytosis; Cdc42 protein signal transduction; establishment or maintenance of cell polarity
Molecular function (GO): GTP binding; protein kinase binding; GTPase activity
Source: RefSeq, a predicted model, not a curated record